This is a messenger RNA of Syngnathus acus (greater pipefish), 1518 nucleotides long. It is a transcript of the gene stn1, whose product is annotated as STN1 subunit of CST complex. Lineage: Eukaryota; Metazoa; Chordata; Actinopteri; Syngnathiformes; Syngnathidae. Bases 149 to 1246 code for a protein of 365 amino acids. Gene Ontology annotation, molecular function: single-stranded telomeric DNA binding. The record is from RefSeq and is a predicted model, not a curated record. The transcript is spliced from 9 exons. Gene Ontology annotation, cellular component: chromosome, telomeric region; CST complex; site of double-strand break. Gene Ontology annotation, biological process: nucleotide-excision repair; double-strand break repair via homologous recombination; telomere capping.
UUUUUAAAGUGUGUCACGUGACCAAUGUUGCGGACGAAAAGCUACAUAACAAUCUAGCUAUCUUCCUUGCUUGAGCACGGCAAAGAAAAUGCUUCUUCAGCAUAACCACUAUCUUUUCAAAAUGAGCUAUCUCCAUUAGGUUGGUACAAUGGAUGAAGAUGAAGUAGAGCUACCAUCCAUGUUGUGGGGAUUGGAUCCGAUCUUUUCUGCUUUCGCCAGGCUCCAUAUCACAGACAUCCUCGACAUGAAGGAGUCCUGUCAAGUGUCAGAUAUUUAUUUCUACAAGUCACAUCCGAUCCACAAGGUCGAUGUUCUUGGGACAGUCGUUUAUAAGCGGGAAAGAGAGGACUUCUUCUGUUAUGGGGUGGACGAUGGCACUGGUGUCAUAAACUGCAUGUGUUGGAAAAAUGACCUGUUUAAAGAAGAGGUGAAUUCUGUGUUUUUUUUAACUUUAGACAUGGGGAAACCUCAGGAUAACCUUCAGGGAGGCUUUAAUCUAGCUGUUGAACGGAAAAAACUGAGACAUGCCCAGCAGACCCACGGCAGCGUAGAGAUUGGAGAGCUUCUGCGAGUCAGAGGACGAGUGAAGACGUCAAGACAACAAAGAGAGAUUAUAGCCUACAUGUACUAUAAAGUGAACGACCCAGUCAUGGCAGUCCAGAUUGAAUGGAUGCUUGAGGUUUUACAGCUGUACAGAGAAUUCUAUGACAAACCACUUCAUCUAAAAACCAACACUGCUAGUGAGUCUCCCUUCAGUUCCCUCAGUAAGGCAACACAUAUCAUCAAAGAUUUAUUAGAGCAGAGGUCUGUGAGCAAGUUCAGACCUUAUGAUAUUCAGGACCUCCUGCAGCCUCUGUUCCUCAGCUGUAAUGAAACAGCACAUGCAGACCAGGAACCUGUGGCGGGUCCAUCUACAUACCGGCAACUAAGAAUACUCCUUAAAGAGGCCUUAAACAUUUUACAGGAUGAGGGCAUUGUGUACCAAAGGAUGAAGUCCCCAGAUGAAGUCUAUUUUGUGACUGCACAGGAUAAAGAUCUUCUUAUGAUCGUUAAAGACAUAAUCAGAGAGGACUCAAAAAAAGAAAAGUAUCGAGAGACGGGCUGCCACAUCUUGCACAUUCUGUCUUCAGUACGACAGCGCUACAGUUUGAAUGUGAGCAAGCCAGUGCUUGAGCUGGUUCUCAAAUCAUUGGAGUGCAAGAGUGACAUUGUCAGUACCAGAGAUAACUACUUUACUAUGUUUUAGUCUGGGGUUGGUGAUUACUAUGUUUCUUAAUUAUUUACAUAAAAAAUAGAUUUAUAUAAUCUGGUCGUAUCUUUUAUUUAUUCCCAAAUUUAUACACAUUUUAAGGAUUAUGCAGUAUGUAUUAAAAAAAUUUUCAUGAACCUAUACAUUACUGUACAUUUUAAAUCUCUGUAAAGUGAAUUUAGUCAUGUUCAUCCACUGCGAUUGAUGUGACAGUGACUUCAUCAUGCACAGUUGCCAAAGUGAAAUAAAGAAAAUGUGAAAUAAGUGGA